Pediculus humanus corporis (human body louse) is the source of this 1323-nucleotide messenger RNA. RefSeq lists its product as uncharacterized. The record is from RefSeq and is a predicted model, not a curated record. The transcript has 2 exons. Gene Ontology annotation, molecular function: phosphatase activity. Gene Ontology annotation, biological process: dephosphorylation. NCBI's taxonomy places the organism in Eukaryota, Metazoa, Arthropoda, Insecta, Psocodea, Pediculidae. The coding region runs from base 1 to 1323 and encodes 440 amino acids.
AUGUACAAAUACAUAGCUGUUGAAGAUACACAGUCUUAUCAUUCUAUAAUGCUCGAUAUACCUGCGGAUCAUCUAAAAGAUUCAAAAUACGAUAUAAAAAUGAGACGAAUAUUUAAAGUUUGCAAUCCACCAUCACAAAUUAUUAGAGGAAGUGAGGGACUUCCGGAAGGAAAUUAUUCUUUAGAAGGAGUCAUUAUAUUUCUAAGGCAUGGAGAUCGCGGUCCAAUGUCUCACGUGAGAAAUAUUUCAAAUAUUCGUUGCGAUCAAGAUUUAUUAGAGGAAAAUAGGCUUUCAUCCGAUCCGUUAUAUCCGACAUUUAAAACUUUUAUGAAAAAUCUUUCGGUACCGGGAGGUAGGCCGGCUAGUGCAGAAAAAUUUUUGGCAAGUUUUAACGAUUUUCAACUAACUCCUCCACUUUCGAAAAAAUGUCAGUUGGGACAACUUACACCUGUCGGACUGUCUCAAAUUCUUAAAAUAGGAAAUGUUUUAAAAGAAGCUUACGGUGAACGAUUAGGAAUAAAUAAUUCAACUUUGUCACGUGAUAAUGCAAAAUUAUAUACGACGCGAUAUAGGCGAACGGUUCAGAGCGCAAUUGCAUUCUUAACGUCAUUUUUAUCUCCAGAUAAUUUACUCAAAAUGAAUUUGAAAGAAAGUUAUAGCGUAUCGUUUUGUUUUGAUGACUGCGCUUGUCCCGCAGUCGAUAAAUAUAGUCAUAUCUUUGCAAAAGAACGUUCUGCACAUUUUCAUUCGCAUCCCGCCAUUAUAGAUUUAGUCAAAAAAUUAGCCCCUAUUGUGUACGAUAAUGAAAUUGACGGCACCCCCUUAUUUAAUGAUCCUCAUUCUUUAAGAGAUGCCUUUUUAACUUACGUUUGUCACGGAGCAGCAUUACCAUGUUUGGUAAAGUCUGAUAAUUCUAAAUAUUGUGUUCACAUGGAUCACGUCACUGGCCUCUUCGCCUAUGCCGAAUGGGAAGCCAAACAAUAUGCAAAGAGCUCAGCUUUGAAACGUUCUUGUCUUCUGAGAGCUUACGGAGUCUUAAAAAAUGUAGUUUCUCAUAUGUUAAACAUAAUAUCUGAAAAGAAAACAAAAUUAGUUCUCUAUUCGGGGCACGACAUGACAUUACAAUAUAUUACCACUGCAUUAGGUGUAUUAUCUGAAACCACGGCAACAGCUUAUUAUGCAUCCAGAUUAGUUUUGGAAGUGUAUAAGGGUAACGGUUUCAAUAAUGAAUCUCAUCCUUCGGCUUAUUUUUUUAGAUUAAUCAUAUACAUUUUUGUAAAAAUUUGGAGCGAAUUUCAGUUGAAUCAAUUCAUGCCAACUUAA